ACGAGGAGUUUGCGUGCUAUGCUUUCGCGGGAUUGAGUCCGCGAUUUGUACAUCCCGGUUUGUGGAACAGUUCACGCCGUCGCCCCUAAUAGUUGGUCGGAAAAUAUGUCCGGCAACGAGGAGGCGAAGGGAGAGACGAAGCUGUGCUGCGUCUCCCACGGCUUCCUUCGCUCCGCCUCCACAAAACCUAGCCGGAUAGCCGUCGUCCACGCUGCCGGCGGCCUCCGCCUCUUCCGCGCCGCCAGCGAGGGCUCCUCUGGCGAGCACCCGCCGGGUGACCUCGACGCCGCUCGGGUGAACUCCUCCACUCCGCUGUACCCCGGCGACAAGUACUUCACCUUCGCCGACGUCCUCUCUGCCGUCGAUUCCCUCAGCCGUCGCCUCCGCCGGGUUCUCGAUGGUGGAGACGACGCCGAUCUGGUCCGGCCUCAAGGUUAUUCGGCCAUGAGCUCAAGGGUUGACAUGGAGAGUUCGACAAUAGAGGCGAAUGGAAUGCCUCGAAUGGUGGGAGUAUAUAUGCCUCCUUCUGUGGAGUACAUUGUUGCGGUCCUUGCGAUACUGAGGUGUGGGGAGGCAUUCUUGCCUUUAGACCCAUUAUGGCCAGAAGAAAGGAUACUAUCACUCGUUUCAUCUUCAAACACUGCUCUUGUCAUCAAAAGUGUUCCAUUUCCUCAGUUGGGUGGCCAUUGGCAAUUGGACGCAGUUGAUAGGAUUGUAGAAUAUAGUAGCUGUUCAGUUCUACAUUUUGAAAUUAAGGUAGAUUUCAGGAAGCAGCCUGGUCAGUCUGAUCUAGUAUGGCCAUGUGAGAGCAGAAGUCCGAGGAAAUUUUGUUAUCUGAUGUACACAUCUGGCUCAAUCGGGAAGCCUAAGGGUGUCUGUGGUACUGAGAAAGGUCUUCUAAAUCGCUUUGGGUGGAUGGAAGAUUUGUUUCCCUUGUGUACACAGGACAUUCUAUUGUUCAAUACAUCUAUCAGCUUUAUUGACCAUCUACAGGAGUUUCUUUCUGCUAUAUUGACUUGUACGGCACUCAUCAUUCCUCCAUUUGAUGAGUUGAAGGCUAAUCCAACAUAUGUACUUGAUUUUGUUAAGGCAUAUCACAUUUCAAGACUGACUUCCGUUCCAUCUUUGAUGAGAGCAGUUCUUCCUUCCCUGGAGAGCUCACACUUUUUUCAGUGUUGUAACUCUCUCAAAGUGUUAGUUCUUAGUGGGGAAGUUCUAUCUAUUUCUUUAUGGCAAAGUCUUCAGAAAAAUCUGCCAGAGACUUCCAUCCUGAAUCUAUAUGGAAGUACAGAGGUAUCAGGUGAUUGCACGUAUUUUGAUUGCAAAAGUUUACCAAGGAUUUUGGAGGUCGAGCCACUAAGUAGUGUGCCUAUUGGGAUACCUAUAUCUAAUUGCAAGGUUGUUCUUGUUGGCGAACCAGACAAACCUGAUGAGGGUGAAAUAUACGUUCAGGGUGCCUGUUUAUCUAUUGGAUACUUUGGCGAGCCUUUGAUUGGGAAUCUUAUUAUGGACAAUGGUACUCCAUUGUGCUACGGAACUGGUGAUUUCGCCAGACGCUUGAAAAGUGGUGAUCUUGUUUUUCUUGGGAGAAGAGACCGCAUCAUAAAAGUCAAUGGGCAGCGUGUUGCUUUAGAGGAGAUUGAGAAUACCCUGAGGGAACAUCCUGAAGUCAGUGAUGCUGCUGUAACAUUUCAUGCAACCCAUGGAGUGCCCUCCCAUCUUGAUGCAUACAUUGUGUUGAAAAUUAUUGGAGUGCCUCAGGAAGAGCAUAAAUCUCAUACAGAUGAACAACAUUUAAUUGAAGGUUUAAUCACAUCUAUCAGAAGUUGGUUGGUCAGGAAGCUUCCACUAGUAAUGAUUCCUAGACAUUUCUUCUGUACCAAUUCAUUGCCUAUAUCUACAUCCAGGAAAAUAGAUUAUGCCAAGCUGGCAAAUUCAGCAUAUAUAGCAGAAAGGGAUAAGAGUGAAUUUGAAAGUAGUUCUUUUGAUAGCUGUUUGCAAAUUAUCAAAAAGGCAUUUUGUGAAGCAUUACUGAUUGAAGAAAUUUCGGACUAUGGUGAUUUCUUUAUGAUGGGUGGUGACUCAAUUUCAGCUGCUCAUGCUGCGCAUAAGUUAGGGAUUGAUAUGAGAUUGAUAUAUAUCUCUCCUAGCCCAUGCAAGCUUCUAAAUGCUCUACUGGAUAGGAAUGAUUCACAUGACAAUCUUUUCGGCCCUAUCCCUGAUUCUAGAAAGAGACUAAAAGUGCACAGCAGUACAUUGAGCUUCUCUAGCACAAUGAUGACCGAUCUGCAGACGUAUUCUGGAAAGAGGGUUCAUGAUCUCCCUAAGGAACAUAAAGCAAUGAGUGACCCGGAAAGAAAGGAUGGGUCUCCUUGUGCUGACGACCCUUUGAGAAGAGAUCACAAUUUAACCUCAGCUUCACAUGGUACAAUUUCAACCAACUUAUGGAUUUCGAACUCUGAUUUUCCUAAAAGGUGUUCGUUCAGCCGGUGCAAUCAAUUCAUGCAUGGAGGUGAAACUGAGUUAAAUUAUAAAUGUAGAUUAUGCCUGUCAGUUGAAAUUCCAAGAUAUAAAAAUGGACGUCUGCAAGAGCUCUGGAGAGUAGCACUCAAGUCAUGUGUUGAUGCUUCACCAUUGGUCGUGUUGAUGGAUGGAAACAUAAACCUUUUUAUUGGAUCUCACUCACACAUAUUUCUCUGUAUUGAUGCUUUCAGUGGUCUUGUACGAUGGGAGGUCACGUUGGAGGGUCGUGUUGAGUGUUCAGCAGCUGUUACUGGAGAUUUCUCUCAUGUUGUAGUUGGAUGUUAUAAAGGAAAAAUUUACUUUCUUGAUAUCAUGACUGGGGACAUCUCUUGGGCAUUCCAAACAGAUGGAGAGGUUAAAAUGCAGCCGGUUGUGGAUAAACAGAGAAAUUUGAUAUGGUGUGGAUCACAUGACCAUUGUUUGUAUGCCUUAGAUUACAAAGAACACUGUUGUGUUUACAAAGUCUCAUGUGGGGGGAGCAUUUUUGGUUCACCUUCUAUAGAUACGGUUCACAACAUGAUCUACGUGGCAUCCACAAGUGGCUGUGUGACUGCAAUAUCACUAAAGGUAUUGCCGUUCAGCAUUGCCUGGUUGUAUGAGGGAGGAGCACCAAUUUUUGGAUCUCUUUGCUUCGAUCCUCUAGGUGGAAAUGUUAUUUGUUCCUUGGUAGAUGGGCAUGUAGUUGCAUUGAACUACAAAGGAGCUGUUGUUUGGAAGGUAACUAUUGAUGGUCCACUAUUUGCUGGAGCUUGCAUAUCUUCUGUACUCCCAACUCAGGUGCUGAUAUGUUCCCGCAAUGGAAGGGUGUACUCAUUUGAUUUGGAACGAGGUGCUUUAAUUUGGGAAUAUCAAGUUGGAGGCCCAAUCACUUCAUCUGCUUAUGUUGAUGAGCACACUCGGUUCAAAUCCAACUCCUCCUAUCCAUGUGACAGGUUGGCUUGCAUCUGCAGCAGUUCAGGAAGCAUCCAUGUCAUUCGGAUAAAUGAAGGUGCCAAGCAAGAGAAGAUUCAUCUGGAAGGGUUUCCAGCUAGCUCACCAGUGCAACAGUUUGCAGUCAUGGACCUUUCGGGGGAUAUCUUCUCUUCACCGGUAAUGAUCAGCGGUCGCAUCUUUGUUGGUUGCAGAGAUGAUUACAUCCAUUGCAUCACAGUGGCUCCCUGACAAAACUUAAGUGAUUUUAUAUGGGGCGGGCACAUAGGUGAACAGAGACCAUCCCUACUGGUUCAUGCCCGUGGUAGAUUAGUGUCAGAACAUAAAUUCGCACAUCAACUGUUGGAAAGGGAUGACAAGAAUACCAAUUCCAUUGCAAAUUCAGCUGUAAUAUCCAACUGUAAUUCACUGUCCAUUGACUCUUGACGGCAAAUCAAGCAUUGCACAUAUCCUCAAGGUGUCAACAACAUUAUCUUUGUUGUUUUUGGGCAUUCAGCAUGCUAUAGAUCUACUGGAUCCUCCUGUGGUGUUACCAGAUAUGGACGGUGAAUCUGAGGAGAACCUCAAGCCAUUGGUAACUGUGUUUUAAUAUGCAACCAAGGGACAUACAGAAGUCCAUUUCUGUCCUGAAAGCUAUGUUUGCAGAAGCUGGCCUGUCUAAUCGGAAGGAGGGAUGAGAAUCGAGACAAGCAUUCUUACAUCUUGACAAUUGUCUGCAGGCAGUUAGUGAGAACUGGAAAGUUGUCCCAGCAAAACAAUUGCAUGUACUUUUUCUAAGUUUGUUUCUAGGUAAUUGAUAGCCGUGAUGUCCAGAUGGUUGCAUCCAUGUUCUGCUUCGAGGAAAAAGGACAAUUAUAUCCAAAUAUUGAUAUGUGAAAAAUAUUAUGUUUGGAAAAAAGAUGAGCUUUGGUGUAAUGAUAAGACUAUUUCAUUUGGGUUCAAAAUAUGGAAACAGUUUCUCUGCA
Messenger RNA from Phoenix dactylifera (date palm), 4418 nucleotides. RefSeq names its product AMP-dependent synthetase and ligase family protein. Lineage: Eukaryota; Viridiplantae; Streptophyta; Magnoliopsida; Arecales; Arecaceae. The record is from RefSeq and is a predicted model, not a curated record. Gene Ontology annotation, biological process: amino acid activation for nonribosomal peptide biosynthetic process. Gene Ontology annotation, molecular function: protein binding.